AUAACACCUGGCUGUGAAGACAUCCCGCCUGCCCCCAAAUCGCAGAUGAGCUGCGGCGGCGUGAGCCUGACACAGCGGCGUCCUCCUCCACCACCGGGUGACAGACCGACUGACCGCCCGCUCGGUGGACACGUAAUGGACGAGCGGACCCGGAGCGGAGCAGAGAGCCGCAGUCCCCAGAUGGCGGAGUGAGUGAGGAUGCGACUCCCCAGUUCCAUCUUUGUGUCGGUGUCUCUGUUCACGGCCGAGACCACGGCGGCGCUCUACCUCAGCUCCACGUACCGCUCAGCUGGAGACCAGAUCUGGCAGGGGCUCACGCUCCUCUUCACGCUCGUCCCGUCCGUGCUCGUGCAGCUGACCCUCACCUUCAUCCACCGAGACCUGAGCAGAGACAGACCGCUGAUCCUGCUGCUGCACAUCCUGCAGCUCGGACCCAUCGUCAGGUCAGUGCUGCUGCUGACUUGUUUAUGUUUCUCUGAUGGGUGCAUUUCUCCUCUCCGCUGUGUCACACGGUGUAGCAGCUGCUAUUACCCACAGGUGUCGUGUCCGUGGGUGAUUUUUCUCGUUAAAAACAUGUCCGGCCUGCCUUCACAUAAGCUGCUUAGUGCUGGUUUGAUGAAUGGAUGGCGCACAUGCUGUUGUUUUCAUUUCCCCGGCUCUUUGUCUCAUCUGGCCGUUGACUCGAUGCUACAUUCAAUGUAUGUCUGUAAUGAAAAGGCAGAUCAAUACGAGCUUUGCUGAUCGACAUGUUCCAAAUACCAUCACAGCUGUCUGCCACAGAGAGCUCAGCCAACAGGACUUUCAGAAAAAAAAGCCCCCCUCCCCUCUUAUAGUUUGAUCUUCCUUAGGCCAUGAUCUCACAGGCCAGGCUGUGUCUGAUUUAUUCAUGACUGCUCCAUCUGAAAGGACAUUAAAACUACCAUCAUAAAACACAGACUGAACAUGUGAAUGAUCAGAAACAGGUUUGAGAAUGCAUUCAACAGCAACCAUAUGACACUGAUCUGUUCAACACUGAAAUUCUGCAUUCAAGGGCUUUACACCAUAAUAGGCCGGGUCUCUCUCUCUCUCUGUGUAAGCUCUAGCCUGACCUGACUAGACCAUCUGCCUCAGCUGUAUGAAUCCGAGCCUAAUCCUGCAUGCAGGAAGAAAGCCUCACUGUACACACAGACAUGGGGUGUGAUAAUGUUGUCAAGUGUACAAACAGCAGGGGAUCGGACUGUGUUAAACAUAUAAAAGCUCAUCAUCUCCCUUUGUACUGAUAGUAUGGCUGAAAUGUAGAAAUAGUAUGACAACAGCGUACAGCGACAAAAAUAGAUUGCAUGCAUUUCCGUCAUUCAUCUACUCACAUGAGCGCAAAAAAAUCAGGGUUACUCAGCUUCUCUCUUUCUCUAAUAUCACUUAAAUGUCUGAAAUUUAUACAUCAGGGAAAUUUCAAAUUGAUAAAAGUCUUGGACAUUUUGGAGGGAUAUUAGAUAAUAGAUAAAACCUUUUUAUAACCCUAAUUAUAUAAGGGAGACUUUAGAUCAAGUGUAAAUUGGUAUGUUAGGAAAAACAAAAAGCAGAUACAAGACCUCAGUGACAAAAAUCUCAAAAUGUGGUUUGAUCAAGCCUGACAUGACAAAGCCAGAGGUACAAACAGACAGCAAAGGACAAAAUCAAAGACAAAUACGUCACCAGUUCCCAAAAAAAAUAACAGACCAGUCACAAUAAUUCAACAAAAAAUCUACCAAAAUAUCUUGAUUUAGUGUGCAGUCAAUAUCUUCCUUAUAAAAAGGACAUUUAGCUCUAUUAUUAGACACAGACCAAAACGGUCUCAUCUCCUGGGAUGCUCCUUUGUUUUUUAGCAUCUCAAAUGUGACCUUUGAAGCAAAAGGACUGUAUAUUUUUAGCUCCAAGCACCUCAAAUGUGAAUAAAUGCAUUUUAUUUAUAAAUAAUUAGCUUUGACAAAUAACCUUAACCAGUUUCCGAUGUAGAAUAAUAGAUUUUUAUGUAGGUUUUUCUGUUAAAUAAUAGUGCCGGUCAACAGGGAGACAGCCAGCAAUUCAUUACAGAGAUUGAUUUUUAAAGGCUGGUCAUCAGAGCAAAUUACCAGUCAUUCAAUGGAUCCAUCUCCUCAGAUGGGUAAAGUCCGCUGCAUUUUACUGUUUAGAAUCAUGAGUAAUCUGGAAACGUCCCCCCAGAGAGAGUGUCUUCAUUUAUUUAUUUAUUUAUUUAUACACCAGUUUUUGAGGUUGUGAAGAAGAGACUUAUCAGAGUAACAUAAAAGAGCAAGAAGGAAAUACUGAUGAUGAAAUUGGACAGAAGUUGCAACAGUAACCAGAAUUUCUUGUCACAGUUCAUGAAGCUUGUGAAUCUUUACAGUCUGUCAUAUUUGUAGAAACUUCCACAGUCUCAUGUUGAUUCCCCUGCUGUGGCCUCUGUGAGUCUGACCCCACAGGGCCUGAGUUUCCCCUGGAGAUGAUAACAGUUCAGACUUCUGCAUCUGUCCUCCAUGAAGAGCAGAUCUAAGAAUAGCAUGCAUGGCUGUAGGCUCCUUAUCUCUGACAACACAACCAGAGAGGGGAAGGUCCGUCUCUACUGCCAAAAGCACGGCAGCACUUCCUCUUCGUGUCCACCCAAAACAACACUUUUAUUUGUCUUAAACACUCUUCUUAUCGUUUUAGCAGCAAUGACUCAGCUGGCUGUUGUGCAAAAUAAACACUCAUCAGUAUCAUUUCCGUUAAUUCCAGCUUCUUGCUUACCACCUCCUGUGAGAACACAUUUGAUCAGGUCUUUUUUACCAUGCUAAUUGAAUUAUUACUAAUAAGCUUGAACAAAAUCUGCUUAACUCUAGGUCCCCACUGGCAUUUUCUCAGCUUAAUACAGUUUGAAGUCCCUGUCCUACCAGAAUGUCCUUAGAAUGUAUAAAGAAUGGUCUUGGUGGAUUUUAAACUGUGAGAAAAGUUUUAUUUUGAUUAGGUUACUUGACAUUUUUGUUAUUGAGAGCAGAUGAUUUUGUUCUUCUGGGGAAAGCAUGAAUAAGCUUUGAACAUAUUAGUUAGAUUAUGUUUUUUGGCCAAGGAAUCAGGUACUUUUUCAAGAAUUAAACUUUAUUUUAAAUCCAUUUACAGAAAAACAGCUUCAUUGGAAACACAGAUGUUUUGGUUUAAGGGCUCACCUAUAAUUGUUAGUUUAACAUAUACCAAAUUAAAACAGCAGGGGUCCGUUUCACGUAGCAGGUUUAGUGGAAACUCUGAGUUUGUUAACCCUGAAAUCAGGGGAACUCUGAGUUUUCCGUUUCACAAAGGAGGGUUAGUUAAACCAGGGAGAGAGGGGUAACUCUAACCUGUUUCACAAAGAGAGGUAACUCAACCUCGCGGUCAGUUACCACAGUAACAGACUCCGUGAACCUAACCUGCUCGGGAGCAGGUUUAACUCAGUAAACCCAGAGUUUCAGGUGAGACAUCGACAUUUUCUCAUUUUGAUCAUGUUUUACAUUGUCAAGUAAGUAUUAAGUGGCAGUUUGAUCUCUUAAAAAAUGCUCUUUUCACACUCAAAACUGAAUUUUACUCUCUUAUUAUGUUCCGUUAAAUGAUUAGGAAUAGUAAACUAACACAAAAACGGGUGGUGGCCCAGCAGCCCCACCUUUAACGGAGGCAGAGGAGCUGCGCCCCCCCCCCCCCCCCCCCCCCCACAGACACACACACACACACACACACACACACACACACACGCACACACACCAGUCCGACGAUCGCUGCUACGGGGUGGGGGUUGCGAUCGUCUAAGGGGGGGGGGGGGGGGCAGCUCCUCUGCCUCCGUUAAAGGUGGGGCUGCUGGGCCACCACCCGUUUUUCUGGCAUCUGCCCUCUUUCUGUUUGCUGAGUGAAAGUCUAAUAUUGAGUGUAGUGUGUGUUAGUUUAAUAUAUGUACAUAUACAUACUGAGAGUUAGUUUAAUAUUCCUAAUCAUUUAACGGAACAUCAUAAGAGAGUAAAAUUCAUUUUUGAGUGUGAAAAGAGCAUUUUCUAAGGGAUCAAACUGCCACUUAAUACUUACUUGACAAUGUAAAACAUGAUCAAAAUGAUUCAAGCAGUUUCCCUGCAACAGUCUGUCAUUGUGUUUGCACGAGACUAGAUUUAAAGUUACGCAUUGACGCGAGCAGCGAUUUCCUCCCAAGCCCUCUCCCUCUCCUUUGCAGCUGCUGCUGUAUUGCACUUUCUUUUAAAAACGUGCUGUCAUUCGCUGUUGGCUUGCUGCUGCCCCCUCCUUCUCCCUGUUUCCAUUGGUUGAUCAUUGAAUCUGCGCUCCACAGAUGCUGGCUGUUUAUGUCUGGCGUGCACGUGCUUAACUCCAGGUCAAACUACUCGGAGUUGUUAAAACCGUCUCAAAUCAGGUGUUGUGAAACCGGAAACUCAGAGUUUCCUAACUCAGAGUAGAUCAACUCAGAGUUAAGGAUUUAACUCAGAGUUUGUUGAACCACCUACGUGAAACGGACCCCAGGUCUGGGAACCCUAACUGUACUCAACCAUGCUGGCGCCAUCUCCUACUCACUACUUGACCAAACAUCUUGUUAGAGGAAACCCUCAAGUGUGUUUACAUACGCGCUAGUAUCCUGUUUUUGAUCAUAUUUCAGGAUGGCAUGUUUACUCUUGAUAUCCCUGUAUUAUCUGUUUGCAUGCAGGUGUUUCCUUGAUUUUCACUAUUUAGUUUUACUAUCCUGUUUUAUACCAAAAAGUCAUAAUCAUAAGUCGUGACUGACCAAUCAGUUGCUUAGCAGAUUAACCAGUUUAAUAAUAUUGAUUAAAAAAAACAAAACAGAGUUAUCGUGGCAUUGUAUAUCUGCCAUAGUCCAACUUUCUGUCUCAUCAACAUUUGCCAUUAAUCAACUGAUAUCUACCACUUAUUCUGAGCUUGGAUUGGGUACAUGGUAUCUUUCUACUUUUUUUACCAGAGUGCUCCAGGUUUUACAAACAAGUACUAGUCCUGUCCUUAUUUAGAAAAUGUAUGGCUUGUCAAAAUAUUACAGGGAUCAUGAGAAAGUGCAUAUUAUAUAGGCAGAGGCUACAGUCAAGGAAAACCAGUGACAGACAUCACCUUGUGCGGUAAUGAAAAACGUGCUCAUUUACAGAUCCCACAGUUAUUAUAGUUAUAAGAAGCUCAAUUUCUGACCACCUAAUGUAAAGUAUGUGAGUCUGAUUUAUUCUCUUUUACUUCCUUUUUCUGGCUCUUUCUCCGCUUUACUCUAUUCUCAAGCUCGAAGCUAACUGUAUAUCCUGUUUUAAUGAUGUGUUCUCCUCUUCCUGUCCCCCCUUGUAUGUGCCUGUCUUUUUUAUGUUUCUUGGAUGGGAUGAACUGAAAUGGGAAUUUCCUCUUGUGGGACUCGUAAAGGAAUAUCUUAUCCUAUCUUGUGACAAGGGCGAGGAUGAUUUCAUGUGACAUUAGUCUAAAAAACGGAGUUAACAAAGUAUUAGGAGUUAGCUGUUAAGUCACAAGCACAGAAUUAAAAAGAGCAGGUAACCUCUGAAUAAAGUAAUUAUUCUUUGUUCAAGCAGACUGUAACAUUUAAGUCAUAAUCUGACUGAUUUUCAACAUGUAAAAUUAUUGAUUUUAGCUGCUUUAAACUAAAGACGGCCUUUCCUUUUGGCUGCAUUUGGCGCCCCUGGGGAAAAAGCUGCUCUUGUCUUGCUGAUUCUGUAGGAAGGGACGACAAAAACAUCUUUGGCUAAUCUGUUUUUGCAGAUUGAUUAACUUUUUUAAAAACUACCCCCUUAGCAGUGGUGUCAGCAUCAAAUAGGAAAAUAUGAAGAAGAACAAAGCUGUUCGCUGAUGGUCUUGUUCAGUUUUGUAGCUCAUAAAAAGAUAUUGAUAUUAAUUUUAGCCUGAUUAAUAACCCACUUUAAAACUCCCCACGGAAGCUUUAAAAUUAAGUCAGUCGUUCCCAAGAUUAGCACUUCCCCUUGUUUUCUUGACCAAGUUAGUGAUGCGCUCAGGGUGCGUUUCCCUCCACUGUAAUUCAAGCUGAUAACAGUCUGUCCUUCAGCACUCUGCAGUUUCAAUCCUCCUGCCUUGUUGUUUUAUUGGCGCUGAGUAAUAGUGCUGCUAUUCCAACACAGACCUCUGGCCCUGUGCCCACACUCAGCACUUCACUGCUUUUAUUAACUCGCUGGCAGAUGACUGACUGUGACUGUAACUGGCAUCUCUGCGGACAUUCAUCAUAACACAGAGCCUGAUGCUGGUGAACAUGUUUCACAACGGGUACAGAUGUAAUUAAAGGCUGAUCUAGCUGCUGCGUUUGAGGCAGAAACAACUGACAGUUUGAUAAACAGUGAAUCCGUGCAGACUUACCUGUCAUAGUUAAAGCUUCUGUGUGCAGCAGAUCUGCAGUUAUGAAACAGGCCUUCUCAUGAGUUUUAAAAGCAAACAGCACCAUCAAUAAAAAGACAGUUUUCUCUAUGGUUAUUAGUAAUGUCUAAUACCGCUUAUAGCUUCAUUUACAUUUUUUAUGAGAAACAAUACUACUUUGUUUAUUGGGGAUGCUAAAAGCAACACAGGUUGAAAGUUUCUCACAGGGGCUUUAGAAUAAUUAAUUAAGCCCUACUGUUUGCAUCUGCUGCAUUUAUUUGUGUUUUUGUAUUUUGGUUUAGUACUGCGGGGUUGAAGUUUUUGGAACAUGGUGCAUGAUUUUACUGAAGUUUAAUGGGCAUGUUGUCUUAUUCCCAGACAUUUUCAGACAUUAAAAGAAUUGAGCAUUAAAAGAUGUAUCAAUCAUCUUGCAUUCAGUUUAAAAAUUUAAUUCGAAGUGUAAUUUAAAUAGAUGAAUAUGCUGCUGUGCAGGGGCUCUCCCUGGGGCUUUUGGCCUCAUGGGAAAAAAAUACAUUGGGCCCUGCCACUUAAAAUAUAAACCUGCAUGGACAGAGAUGCAAUAUUCUCCAUACUAUGGCAUUCACUAUUUGGUUGGAUGAAAAGACAUGUGCUGUGGGCCAUCUUACAUACAGUUUUAAUGUCACUUUAUGAUAUAAAUUUAAAGGAUUUUCAAGAGUCACUUGAACAUGUUGAGGACAAGCUGAGCAAAGACUGCUCUGUCCACAGGGUGUGCCAAAAUGUACACAGAUUUAAAGUUCCUCACAAGAGCUCUGAUUUCUAUGACUGAAAAUAUAUUAGUAUCAUGUAUGAAAUGAGUCAAUAGGAGAACAGAACCAACUUAUUUAUUUAAAAGUCGCUAUAAGUAAAAUCAUUAUUUAUAGGCAACUAUGGAUCAGCAGUGCAGGCUCCACUGACUGAAUAUCUGCUAAAAUAACUGAAACAAGAAGAAUAAAGUAUGCAGUUAAGCUAUGAUGAAGCUUUAGAGAAGAGAUAAACAGAUACUGAUAGACUGUCUGAUGCAACUGUUUCCUUAUGUUUUCAAACAUCUGUUGUACUGUCUUAUGCAAAGGUUGAUUUACUUCCUGUUAAUGCGCCUUUAUUCUGAUAUGUCCAAAACAAAACGUCUGCCGCAUUGUAAAGUUAGAGGAGUGAUGUUAAGUGCAAAAAGGGCAAAUAUCCGAUUAUUGUUCAAUGUUUUGUAAUGAUAUGAGCUUUAAUGUUUUUAGUAUGAAUGCACAAUGUUAUCAGCACAAAAUCAGUAUUGUCAGAUAAGAUUUAAAAAAGCAAAUUAUCAGUAUUGUCAGAUUAGAUCUCAAAACGUUUAUCAGUAUCAGCAGAUAUGACAUUUUUGCAGGAUAAUUACUGAACAUAUGUUUAAAAACAAAACAUUUACUAUCUUUGGUUGAAUCACAUGCUGUUUGUCUUGUUUUAUGUCUGGUUCAGACUGUAUCCGGAGAUAUCUGUACCAACCAGAAUGAGUUUGAAAUAUGUCAGCGUAGUGGAUAUCAUCAAAAAUCAAAUAACAUGAACCCUGGCUUUAAAACGUUAGACUGAUUUAUUUAUGAUAAACGAGAUAUUUGAUGUUACUAAUGUCAAGGGAAGAAUAAGAAGUUUUUUUCAUGUCAUGUUGUCAUGUUUUUCUAGUCUUUUCUGUCAUUUCUUAGAUCUUGACAUAAUGCUGUACCACACACUUGCACCUCACAGUCAGUGCUUGCACCAAGUUUCAAGGCCUGAAUUAUCUCUUGUAGCUAAAGGGGGAAGUUUAGCGAUACAGAAGGUAUCUGUUCCUUUUUUUUUUAAAUCAUGAACAAGAAAAGACAGAGUAGGAAGUUAAAAAAAAUAUGUAGAAGAAAUGAACUGUUCUGACAUCUCCUCAGGCCCCCAGAAUCUCCCAAACUUGUCUCCCCUAUAUAGUCUGAUGUCUGGUUUAUCCAUGAAUCUACUUAAAAAAUUAUCCACAUGUUGUUGUUUGAUAAUAUGCAAACUAUCCAAAGAAUACAUCUGUCAAAAAUCAUGUAAUGCAACAAAAAGUAAAAAAUGAGUGUCCAAAAUGUUGUGAAGAACAAGAUUAAAACAAAACUCAACUUUCAUAACUGUGCUCUGAUCGUAUGAGUGGUUACAUGCUGUCAGAGUUUGAUUAACUUUUACUAAUACUAGAUUUCUGUCAGGCUUAUGCAAAAUUAACACCCACUGUUUAGCAUUGUGCUAACAUGCUGAUAUUGGCAGAAGUGCUAGCAUGGCUGUAGACUUCAUGUCAUGUGUCUAUGUGUUAAGAGUUGAUGUAUUGUCUCUUCAUUGAACGUGUGAGUUAACUGUUGAUAAUGCUUCAGUCUAUGUGGAGUCUGAUAAGAGAAAAUGUAUCAAUAAUUUGAAUAAGUCAGAACAGACGCGUCUGCAGCUCUAAAUGGCCUCUGAUCCCUGUCUACUGCUGCAUUUCAGGUGUCUGGAGGCGUUCUGUAUUUAUGGCAGUGUGGGCCGUGUGGAGGAGCCUUAUGUCAGCAUCACCAGGAAGAAGCAGAUGCCUCGCGGGGGGCAGUCUGAGGAGGUGGAGCGGCAGGUGGGGCAGGCGGAGGGGAAACUGUUUACACACCGAGCAGCCUUCGCCCGCACCUCUGUCAUUCAGGCUUUCCUGGGAUCUGCCCCUCAGCUCACCUUGCAGCUCUACAUCUGCGUCCUGCAGCAGGGAGUCUCCAUCGGAAGAGGUGAGGCCUUCAAAAAUGUGAUAUCCUCCAGUUUUUUGUCCAUGUGUAGGCUGUCACCAGCCUAUGAUGUGGGCUGAUCAGCUGAGAGCCAUAUUGGAAAUAAGAGGAUGGUGUUUUCAUGAGUCAAAGUGGUGUUAUGUAACAGCAUCUCUGCCAGUUGGUGCCGAUCUGGAGCCGGGCUGUCCAACUCUUUGUGUGUGUGUGAGAGAGAGAGAUUUAGCAAAGGUUCAAACAAAGUCAAGGAAGGACAUCUGGUCGUCCAAUUUGGACAAAAUAAAAGAUGAUAUAAAUACACAGCUCGUUCAUUCCCUUAGCUUCUGGCUGUCUGACACUUUCAUUUCACGCUUGGUGGUUUUAACAGCUCCUGUUUGAUGAAGCUUCAUGGCUUUAAAGGAAAGGUCCACAUUUUUCUUGUCCUUGUAAAAUCAGCCAUCGAUGUGAACAGUGGGUAGACUUAGCUCGCUGUAAUCAUUCCUACUGUUUGUUUAGGAAAUUAAAGCAUCCCUCUGUAAUGGGUUUUCCAUUUAACUGAUGUAGGUUGAGAUGAUGAAGUCUUUUGAAAUGAUAGACUGAGUAAAUUCAACAAGACAGAAACAACUGUCAGGGCUUUUGUCUUAAGGAGCACCUGUUAGCUCCUUCAGUUUGUGUAUCUGUCAUCUUUUAUUUAGUGUUACAUAACCUUAUAUCAUAUGUUGAAUUACAUAACUUGUGGGCUGUUUAAACAUUACUAGAAAAGAGUCAAAAUAGCCGGUGUCUCUCCCCUGUGUCUGUAAAUCAGACAUCGGCACAAUAGAACAAAAUGUUCUAGUUCAAUUUUCUUUAGAUUUUGUGUUGCUGAGUUAAGAAAGAAAAACAUUGAACAUCUUCAUAUUUAUUAUUUUAGCUGUUUAGCACAAUAGAUUGUAAAAGGCGCACUUCUAAGGUGCCUUUAAUAUUUCUUAUGUGGGGUUUAGUUCUUGACAAAAUGAGAAGUCAGACAGGUCAGUGUGCUCAUACUUGACCUUUGAGCUGAGGGUAGUUUAGAAAGUGAAACAAAAAGAGAAAACCUGAUCCUGAAAAAUAAUCCAUAAUGCUGUUUGUCUUGUUUCUCUCUUUGUAUCUAAAUAACAGGCACUCUGAUGGUGAUCUCCUUACUAUCCAUCGUGUAUGGAGCUCUACGAUGCAACAUCUUAGCCAUUAAGAUCAAGUAUGACGACUAUGAAGUGGACGUUCGGCCAAUGGCGUAUCUCUGCAUCUUCCUGUGGAGGAGCUUUGAGAUCGCCACUCGUGUGGUGGUUCUGGUUCUGUUCAGCUCUGUGCUGCAGCUCUGGGUCCUGCCUGUGGUUCUGCUUAACUUCCUGGUUUUCUUCCUCUACCCCUGGAUCCUCUUCUGGCAAAGCCACUCGCCGUUCCCCGAGAAUAUAGAAAAGACUUUGACCAGAGUGGGAACCACAAUCGUGCUCUGCCUGCUCACCUUCCUCUACGCUGGCAUCAACAUGUUCUGCUGGUCUGCUGUGCAGGUGAAACUCAAUGACCCCGACCUCAUCAAUAAAUCCCAGAACUGGUAUCGCAUGGCUGUCUACUACAUGUUGCGCUUUGUGGAGAAUGCCUCACUGCUUCUGCUGUGGUACAUCUAUAAAACAGACUUCUAUAAAUUCAUCUGUGCCCCUCUGCUGGUGCUGCAGCUGCUGGUCGCGUACGCCAUAGGCAUCUUCUUCAUGCUGGUCUUCUACCAGUUCUGUCAUCCGUGUCGGAGGCUCUUCUCCUCCAGCAUGACGCAGGGCCUGUGGAACUGCUCCUCCUUGCUCUGCCUCAUGUGCACCUCGUCUUCGCCUCAGAGAAGGCCGAUGGGAAAAUCUGUCUUAGAGCCCCCGAGCCCCAGCAUGCACAAAGAGCGGGCUGACGACGGGACCCAUGACACAGCCAGUGAUACAACAGAGGACAUGCCAAACGACACAACGUACGACAUGCUCAAUGAUACAGUCUGUGACACUCCCAAUGAAAUGGCCAGUAAUAUAGGCGAUGGGAUCAAUGGUGACAUUAGCCAGAGCGUGUCCUGCACCGCUAAAAGCAUCACAAAUGUUUGACGUGCCAUUAAGGGAAGUGACUCUGACAGUUAUCAUCUGUCACCUUUUAAGUGCCACAUGAACCCCUCUGGAGUUACGUUUACACUUUCAUUUGACCCGCCAUAGUUCAUAUUUUCUGCCAAUGUCUCCUGCUCCUUCAUGAAAUGUGUCCUUAACUGGAGAUUUGGCUGCAAACUGGCAUCAUGUUGAGAAACACCACCAUCAUCCUAUAAAACCUUUGAUCUGCAGCCUUUAAAUCAAACAUAAACCCAUAGAUACCACUUCAUCUUCAGUUUAGGAGACUGUUCCACCUAAAUGCUGCAUUACUGAUCACCAGGAGCUCUUGAAUUGAUUGUAUUUAGUAUAAAUCUUUGGCAUGGAGGUGUGCAUGUGUCGAGCCUCAAAUGAAAUGUUAUUUUGCAAAGGGGAAGGGGGCGAAUCUGUUUUAUAAAGGGUUUUUUGGGACCCCUUCUAGUUUAAUGGCUGCAAGCAUUCAGCUUUUUUUUACUUCUUGAUAAGAGCUUUAUCAUGAAUAUUGCGCUGCUUCUGUGAUGUAUAUGUGCUGGAGAUGUUCACUUACACAUUGUUGAAGAGCCCUUUCAAUCACCAAACACGUUACUGUAAAGCACGCACAUCUCCUAGCCUCGUGUUUUUGCACGUUUACAAAAGAAAAAAAUGAAAAAAGUGGCUUUGGUUCAACUGUCGAGAUGUGAAAAUGCUUUCUUUGGAUGUAUUUGCAUUUUUCUAACUCACUCUUGUAUGUCUGCGAAUCUCUCUGUCUCAUUUGUUAGAAUAUUUACACCAUAGUUAACGAUAUCGAAGUGAAAAUGUUCAUUUCAAGACAGUAUAUUUAUUCAUUUCCAGCCUUCGAUGUGUGUGAGAGAGAAUGUCAGUGUUUGUUUUUUUUGCACUAACUCCUUUUUGCAAUGUAUCUGCAGAGGGACGCGGACGCCAGCUAUCACAUAAAUGCUCCUGAUGUUUGUUUAAAGAAGAGUUUAAGAGCGAGUUUUGAAGCCAAAAAAAAAAAAAAAGAUUUUAAAAAAAGUUGUACACAUCUAACAUUGUCAUACAAAGCAAAGUAAAAGACAUUUAAGGGAUCAAGUCCUAAAUAAAAAAUUUAAAUAAAUUUAUAUUUAUAUGUGAAAA
Xyrichtys novacula (pearly razorfish) is the source of this 12238-nucleotide messenger RNA. The record is from the annotation of a GenBank genome assembly. NCBI's taxonomy places the organism in Eukaryota, Metazoa, Chordata, Actinopteri, Labriformes, Labridae.